AUGUACAUUUUUGGCAAAAAACCGAGGUAUAGACCAUUAGAAGGCGAUAUUAUCCUUCAGAGAUCACGCCUUCUCCUCUUUUGCCUGUUGUUUUGCCAACUCCUCCAGACGUUGAACCAACGAGCCCGCAAAGGCUUCUUUGUAGCCUUCGGAAACCGUAGUCAACAGCGCGGACAAUGUUUCAAAUGUGGUUUUUGGGAAAUCGACCACUUCGCCGGUCGCUUCGUUGUGCUUGUUCGAACAGAUUCUCCAGCCGCUGGUGCUCAAUUCAAUCGUUGCUGGCUUGUCUGGAAAUGA
Bursaphelenchus okinawaensis is the source of this 297-nucleotide messenger RNA. Lineage: Eukaryota; Metazoa; Nematoda; Chromadorea; Rhabditida; Aphelenchoididae. The record is from the annotation of a GenBank genome assembly.